AUGAUCAAGGUCUUUUAUGAACCCACGCGAACGAGAUUGUGUGCUACGCAUUUACUUACCUACCGGCCUAUCUAUCUAUCUAUCUAUCUAUCUAUCUAUCUAUCUAUCUCAGUCUGUUCGUAUCUAUGUACUUAUCUAUUUCACUCUCUUCAUCUCUAUCUAUGUAUCUAUCCAUUUCACUCUUUAAGUCUGUUCGUAUCUAUCUAUCUAUCUAUCUAUCUAUCUAUCUAUCUAUAUAUAUCUAUCACAUUCUAUCUUUAUCUAUCUAGCACAGUCUGUCUUUUAUCUAUCUAUCUAUCUAUCUAUCUAUCUAUCUAUCUCAGUCUGUUCAUAUCUAUCUAUCUCAAUCGUUCAUAUCUAUCUAUCUAUCUAUCUAUCUAUCUAUCUAUCUAUCUGUCUCAAUCUGUUCAUAUCUAUGUAUGUAUCUAUCCAUUUCACUCUCUAAGUCUGUUCGUAUCUAUCUAUCUAUCUAUCUAUCUAUCUAUCUAUCUAUCUAUCUAUCACAUUCUAUCUUUUAUCUAUCUAGCACAGUCUGUCUUUUAUCUAUCUAUCUAUCUAUCUAUCUAUCUAUCUAUCUAUCUCUGUUCAUAUCUAUCUAUCUCAAUCCGUUCAUAUCUAUCUAUCUAUCUUUCUAUCUAUCUAUCUCAUAUCUAUCUUUCUAUUUCACUCUCUUCAUAUCUAUCUACCUUUGUUCGUAUCGAUCUAUCUCAGAUCGAUCUAUCUAUGUAUCUAACUUUGCUUAUAUCUAUCUACUAUAGUCUGUUCCUAUCUAUCUAUAUUAGUAUGUUCCGAUCUAUCUAUCUAUCUAUCUAUCUGUCUGUCUGUUUGUCUGUCUGUUUAUCUGAGUCUAUUGAUAUCUAUCUAUUUAUUAGUCUGUUCAUAUCUAUUUUAAUCUAUUCAUCAUCUAUCACUCUCUAUUCAUUAUUUGCCAACUUUUUAAUCCCUCCAUCUUGUCUCCUUCCCGCUAUUUGGCUUUCUCCCACCCAUCCCCUCCCCCUCUCUCUCUCUCUCUCUCUCUCUCUCUCUCUCUCUGUGUCUUUUCCACCCCCCCCCGCCCCAGUCAUUUUAUUUAUCACUCUAUAUCCAUAUUUCUUUCCUAUUAUUUCUCUCUUUCUCACUCUAUAG
Messenger RNA from Acanthosepion pharaonis, 1125 nucleotides. NCBI's taxonomy places the organism in Eukaryota, Metazoa, Mollusca, Cephalopoda, Sepiida, Sepiidae. The record is from the annotation of a GenBank genome assembly.